AUAAUGAGUCACUAUAGUGCGUGUAAAAAAUAAGACCGAACAAACCGACUGUCCAAAUAGUUCCACAGUGUGGAUUCUUUUUCUCCUCACGUGUUCAAUGUCAACCAAUGGCUGUAAAGAAGACGAGAGAGGAAUAUUUACCUGUAUUGACUGUACCACUAAACACAAACAUACAUUGCACUACAUAUUAAUCCAAAUCCAUGCUUAGGAGGCUGAGAACGUCGUCAUGGCAGCGAACUAUUUUGUAAAUUCACUGAUAAACAAAGAACCUCAAAGUGUGUUCAAGACCAGCGCGCAAUUCACAGACAUGUGUACAUCGCCAUUUUUAUCAGCAGACUCUUCACCCAUUUCUUCGUGCAGUUUGGAAUCCAAAAAUGCCGUCUUCACGUCGCUGUGGGAUCCUUUAUGUUUACAAAACCCCGUCUUUUUUACUAAAUAUCUGGGCACUGGAGCAGACUUGAGGUUUUUACAACCGUGGAUUGAAUCUGCAGUGAGCAGCAGAAAUGAGUUUAAAUCUGAUGACUUCUCAGAAAAUUCGGGUUAUUUCUAUAAACCAUCGACCCCCACAAAGACUCAGCAGAUCAACUCUUCUCCACUCAACCCCGGGAAGACUAAAGCAGACAAACCUGGAGUAGAUCCCAAUAACCCCGUGGUCAGUUGGAUAAGUGCAAAGUCGACAAGAAAGAAGCGUUGUCCUUACACUAAAUAUCAGAUUUUAGAGCUGGAAAAGGAAUUCUUGUUCAGCAUGUACCUGACCCGGGACCGUCGCUAUGAGAUGGCACGCGACCUCGUUCUCACGGAGCGACAAGUCAAAAUUUGGUUUCAAAAUCGGCGAAUGAAAAUGAAGAAAAUGAACACAGACAUGUUUCAAUGCAACUAGUGACUAAUGAAAACAUUUUUUAACCAAGACUUUAAUUAAACCGAAUAAUAUCAUAUUAAAUAACCCUUUAUUGUAAUAAAUAUUAUGCUUCCAAAAAUUAUAACAUUCUAUUAACUUUAUAAUGCGAAAAAUUUAACAUUUUACUUCCCCAUUUUGUUUUUCUUUUUAAUUGUACAGAUACAAUGUGUUAUUAAAGAACCAUCUGUGUUAAAGUUAAA
This is a messenger RNA of Silurus meridionalis, 1098 nucleotides long. RefSeq names its product homeobox protein Hox-C9a-like. Gene Ontology annotation, cellular component: nucleus. Gene Ontology annotation, molecular function: RNA polymerase II cis-regulatory region sequence-specific DNA binding; DNA-binding transcription factor activity, RNA polymerase II-specific. The record is from RefSeq and is a predicted model, not a curated record. The coding region runs from base 227 to 880 and encodes 217 amino acids. Gene Ontology annotation, biological process: embryonic skeletal system morphogenesis; regulation of transcription by RNA polymerase II; DNA-templated transcription. The transcript has 2 exons. NCBI's taxonomy places the organism in Eukaryota, Metazoa, Chordata, Actinopteri, Siluriformes, Siluridae.